Molecule: messenger RNA, 1080 nt
Organism: Macroventuria anomochaeta
Lineage: Eukaryota; Fungi; Ascomycota; Dothideomycetes; Pleosporales; Didymellaceae
Exons: 1
Coding region: 256-801 (181 amino acids)
Source: RefSeq, a predicted model, not a curated record
ACUCCACGAUCCAGUGGCUUGGCACCCGUUCGAUGAGAAGUCUCAUUGUCACCAGUACUUAAGAGGAACCAGUCCAGAUAUUAUGGCACCGAGUAGACGCGUCGACGCAGGACUCUUAACUUACCCAGCUGCUACACAAAUUGUCCCGGCGUCAUGGUUGAUGCAACCUGCAAUGAGUCCUCAGGGACAGUGUUGAUGGCGCUGCUGGACGGCUCAUUAAACUUUUAAGAGAUCCUCGACUUACUCGAAUACACGAUGCUUGACCUUGGCGACGCAGGACCUCAAGCACAUUGUGGAUCAUUGAAUGGGCCGGCCGUGUCGACAUGGCCAGUAAGGAUCUAUCCGGAAACGAAAAGCAGGCAAACCAACAUCCUGGGUAUGCAUGGUGGAUGGAGGACUCUUCGCGCAGAUGCUGAUCUGAGUGGUUGUCCCGAUCAUUACUCUGGCCGAAGGGCAAGUCGUAUAAUACCGUCGAUACAGAUUCAGUUGGAUGCGUGCGAUGGCAACGAGCGGCCUGUGCAGCGAGACAUGUUAGGAAUCGUGAAUUGGACUGGUGGCCGGACUGAUAGGGUCAACAGCCACUGGGCACUUACGACCAGCAUGGCCCAUGCCAGUUCGCAGCAGUUUCGUGUUAUGAAAGUUGUAAGACUUCAAGAACCAGUGGCGCCUUCAGCCAUUGGCGAAUGGUUUUUCCGGGUGGUCCGACGGAAUGAGGCGGUCCUUAGUCUGAACAACACGGCCAGUAGCGUAGACAUACGGCUUGGAUUCGACUUGUUCUGCUCAUCAUCAAAAGAUCGCUGAAUGGGAUAUGCGAGGUCCCGGCGAGGAAUAUGCGUCGUUGUGUGUCUGCCCCUGCACUCGAAACGAAGCCGACCAAUCAACACGAAGCGAACGAGAUAAGUUGGAAGGUGCAAGUAUGCCACUCAGGCAAGCCCGUGAAGGGCAUUCUGAAAGGUUGUGAGAGCCAAAGUUCUCAUUUCCUACCUCUGCAGAGGCAGCCGCUAUAAAGCUGCUCACGCUGACAUGCACAGCCCACGUCGAGAGACCUCAAACAAUGAAUUCUUCCUGUUGAACUCGGCC